Messenger RNA from Ochotona princeps (American pika), 902 nucleotides. Its product is annotated as olfactory receptor 7A10-like. The coding region runs from base 84 to 902 and encodes 272 amino acids. The transcript has a single exon. Gene Ontology annotation, molecular function: G protein-coupled receptor activity; olfactory receptor activity. The record is from RefSeq and is a predicted model, not a curated record. Gene Ontology annotation, biological process: G protein-coupled receptor signaling pathway. Gene Ontology annotation, cellular component: membrane. NCBI's taxonomy places the organism in Eukaryota, Metazoa, Chordata, Mammalia, Lagomorpha, Ochotonidae.
AAACUCAGCUAUCAGAAUUCCUUCUCCUAGGGUUCACAGAGGACCCAGCGCUGCAGCCUCUCAUCUUUGGGCUCUUCCUCUCCAUGUACCUGGUCACUGUCCGUGGGGACCUGCUCAUCGUCCUGGCCAUCCUCUCUGACCCACACCUCCACACACCCAUGUACUUCUUCCUCACCAACCUGUCCUUGGUGGAUGCCUGCUUCACCUCCACCAACAUCCCCGAGAUGCUGGUGAACAUCCAGAUACACACUAGAGCCAUUAGCUGUGCUGGCUGCAUCACACAGAUGUUCUUCUUUCUGCUAUGUGGAGGCCUGGAUGGCAUUCUCCUGACUAUGAUGUCCUAUGACCGGUUUGUGGCCAUCUGUCACCCUCUGUACUACCCGGUCAUCAUAACCCCCCUUCUCUGUGUGCAGCUGGUUUUGGUGUGCUGGGUCAUCAGUGUACUGAAUGCCAUGUUACACAUCUUAAAAAUGCUGAGCCUGAACCUCUGCACACACGUGGAUAUCCCCCACUUUUUCUGUGAGUUGAAUCAGGUGGUCCAACUCUCCUGUUCUGACAGGUUUCUUAAUGAUCUCAUGAUUUAUAUUGUAUCUGUGCUGCUGGGAGGAGGUUCCCUGGCUGGAAUCCUGUAUUCCGACUCCAUUAUCGCCAUCUCAUCAGCUCAGGGCAAGUAUAAGGCCUUUUCCACCUGUGCCUCUCACUUCUCUGCCAUCUCCCUAUUUUAUGCCACAAGCAUAGGUGUGUUUCUCAGUGCUAGUGCUGCUGCACAAUCAGUCUCAACUGCAGUAGCCUCUGUGUUGUACACAGUGGUCACACCCAUGCUUAAUGUCUUCAUCUACAACCUGAGAAAUGCAGACAUGAAGAAGGCUCUGACAAGAUUAUUAGCUCAUAAACCACAUUGA